Molecule: messenger RNA, 714 nt
Organism: Trypanosoma conorhini
Lineage: Eukaryota; Euglenozoa; Kinetoplastea; Trypanosomatida; Trypanosomatidae
Product: syntaxin 7
Exons: 1
Coding region: 1-714 (237 amino acids)
Biological process (GO): exocytosis; vesicle fusion; intracellular protein transport
Cellular component (GO): plasma membrane; endomembrane system; SNARE complex
Molecular function (GO): SNARE binding; SNAP receptor activity
Source: RefSeq, a predicted model, not a curated record
AUGCCUUUAGAUGAAGGAGAGACCCUCUCGAGGGCGGUGCAGCAGCUUCGCCGGGCGUGCGGUGAUGCGGCUAGCGCAACCGCAGAGUUGGGUACCGCGCGUGACACCAUGGCACGCGAAAAGCUGCGCAGGUCACGUCUACUAGUCACGCAGUGUGAGGAGAAGGCGAGCGGAAUUAUUGCCUCGGGUGUAGAUGCGGAGUUGGUUGCCCUGCGCGGGCAUUACAACGCGGCGCGGGCAGACUUUGAUAGGGUCAACAAGGAGGCGAUUCGAAGGGAGAAACAGACGUGGCGCCCUACUUCGCAGGCAGAUUCGGUGGAGGGAGACAGGCGUGGCGCCGUGGGCGCCUCCCUCUUGGCCCAGAAUCCUGGGCGGGUGCAAGAGAUCAGGGCAGUCGACAUGUCGGGGCUCCAUACGGAGGAAGCCCUCCAGCGGGAGAAACUCCUCGGCGUGCGCGAGAUAGAGGCCAACAUGACGGACCUCCACACCAUGUACCACGAGUUUCAUGAUCUUGUGCACCAUCAGCAAACCAAUCUGGACAGUAUGACGGAAAAUGUGUCGGGCGCCAAGACGUCUGUGGAGGGCGGAAGGAAGGAGCUCGCAGUGUCCUCCAGACGGCAGAAGUGUGGCCGAAAGAUGCUGUGUGCCAUUGCUGCCGUGUUGCUCAUUGUCAUUAUUGUGGUGGUCGUUGUGGUGCUGCUUGUGAAGCGUUGA